This is a messenger RNA of Acanthoscelides obtectus, 6813 nucleotides long. Lineage: Eukaryota; Metazoa; Arthropoda; Insecta; Coleoptera; Chrysomelidae. The record is from the annotation of a GenBank genome assembly.
GCUUUGUGUGAUCUUUGAAGUUUAUGUUUAUUUUAUUUUGCUUUUCUGACUGUAUCUCCUUAAAAUGUGUUUGCCCUUAUUUUAUAUCCGUAAAUAGGUCAAAAGCUAUACAAGAUUAUUUUUAAUAAUUAACAAAAUGACCAACUUACAUGACAACUGCUGUGUCUGCUUGAAUAGUAUUUUGAAUCUCAAUAAAGUCUCAAAGAUUGAUGAAAAUGGAGUAUCUCUAUUAACUAAGUUACAGAGCAGCAUUCCUCAAAUUGAAUGGCACUUAACAUUCCGGAUAUGUGAUCCUUGUACAAACCUCUUGAGUAUAGUGCAUACCUUUAAAGAAAGAUGUUUCAAAUCAGACACCAUACGUAAGCAACAGAUGUUACUAAAGCAAGAGCAAGAUAUUCCUGAAUCGAAUAAAUUACUGGAUGGCAAAACUUGUUUAAUCACACAGGAUGAUGAGGCUGUUAAGAGUGACUCAGAUAAUAAUCUAGAAGACCCUGACUACAGCAUUGACGAUACUACUGAGAAUAAUAUGAAUGAAGAACCUAGGAUACCAAAAAGAAAUAGAAAAAGCCUCAACUUUGUUUGUGAGAAGUGUGGCACAAAAUAUGUAUCAAGCACUUUGUUAAUUAAACACUGUAUAUUAGAUCAUAAAAUGACUAGGAAAGAGAUCAAGCCAUUUGGUUGUACCUUAUGUAACAGUAGGUUUGGCAAUUCAUCCAAUCUACUCCAGCAUAUAAAGUAUCACAAUGCUGUUAGGUCAAAUAUGUGCACUUAUUGUGGGAAAGGAUUUAUAACAAAAACUGAUUUAAAUAUACAUGAAAAGCAGCACCUGAAUAUGAGAGAGUACAAAUGUGAGCAGUGUAUAAAAGGUUUCAACACUCAUAAGGAUUUAAGAUCUCACAAGUUAGUAGUACACACUGACCCUCAAUCCUGGAAGUAUUUUUGCAAGAUUUGUAGUAAAAGGUUCCCUAUCAAAUCUAACUAUGACUGUCAUAUGAGACGACAUACAGGUGACAGGAAGUUUGAAUGCCACUUAUGCCAAAAGAAAUUCACAGAUAAAUGUGUGCUUCAGAGGCACAUGCGCACUCAUUCCAAUGUGCGCGACCACAAAUGUCCACAUUGUGAAAAGGAGUACAAAGACAAGAGAGUUCUGCAGAUCCAUAUGGCAAAGAUCCAUGGGAUAGGUAUAGAUGUCAUUAAACUCCCUAAUAGAGAAAGAAGAUAUUUCUGCCAUAUCUGUCCAAAGGCUUAUUAUGCAAAAAAUAAGCUGACAAGACAUCUCUAUACUCAUUCUGGAGAAAAACCUUUCUUAUGUUCUAUGUGUGAUAAGAAAUUCAAUGAUAAAUCUUAUGUAAAGCAGCAUUUGAAAAAAGCACAUCAUAUCAAGAGUGAUGUGGAACUGACUUGAAGACUUGAGUGCAAUAUUAGGCAAUUUGGCAACAAGUUUCUGAUGAUUCUGGAUGGUUUAAAACAGUUAACCAAGUGAGAUUGAUUUACACAACAGUGACGUUGUUUUGACAAUUCAUUUGGUCAACUGAAAUUGAUGAUUGCAAAUAGAUUGAUAAUCAUAGCUAAAACAUGCCUAUAAAGAUUGAUAGUAUGACAUAGAUGAUGUUGAGGGAAGAUUCUACCAAAUGUUAAUUGGCAUAACAUAUAAUCUUUAUUACUCAGUCAAUCCAUAGCUAGAGGCCUGGUCCGCAUCAUCUCUCGUGGAACAAAAUAUAUCAUUGUCACAUAUUAAGAUGUUUACAACUAUCUUAAAAAAACUCGGUGCUUUUUAACAAGAUAUAUAAAGGUCAGACUGUAAUGAUCCGAGGAUAACGUCGUAUAUAGCUAUUUAUACCGUCUACAAUCUGUGUUAUUAUGCAAAACAUGACUAUAAUAUUACUGUUAACAAAGACAGUGUCGUCCAAAAGCAUAAUAGUUCUAUGAUAAGAAGCGGCAAAAUGGUUGACGUUUACCAGAGUUGUGUCAGAUGGUGGCGGCAUCGAUGAACGAUUUGUUUUUUCUCAUUCUAGAUACCAUUUCACACAUUAUGUACCCUACAUUAUCCCUGCUAUCGUUGGGUCCUUGCUUGGGCAACUAUGGAGAUUUUGAGACACCAACUUCCCGGUCGAGUAAUCUGUAUAGUUUCGGCGAUUUGAACAAGCUAUCCAGAUCGCCAGAUCUAACAGCACCGGACUCCUUUCUUUGGGGUUUUUAAAAUGUUACCUUACCAUAACAAACUACGAACCUUGCAAGUUUUGGAAGUUAACAUUAAAGAAUAAAUCACCAGUUUGGAGUCAGUUCAAAUUAUGACAUUACUUUUGCGCCACCUUGUAUUUUUGCUGAUUUUUUUCUAUUUUUACUAUUUAUAUAUUCUAAGCUGUUUUCUUGUUACUUAUUUUACAACUUCCGAUCAACUAUUUUAUCCUACUUUGAUCAUGUCGGUGUUUUUAUAUAAAUCCAACCCUUGACGGUAUUAUGUUACUAGCUAUAAUAUAAAAUUGGGAUCUGAUCAAUGGUUUAUAGACUGUUGAUGCUUUACAUCUGGAUAUAGCAAGUUCAAUUGUUAAUAAGUUUAUUUUUAACACAUAGUCACGAUACAAGCAUCUUUCUCACUACAUAAAAAUUAUAUUAAAUGAAAGUAUCGAUAAAUCUGUCCCAAAUCCCUGGUAUUGAACAAUACAAAAAAACACCUCGUAAUUUCUGUAGUCUUCAUAAAUGUGUUCGCGUAUAUCUAUGCCUAAAAUUUGUUGCCCUAGAUAGACAAAACAUUGCGUUACAUGUUUCUCAUUACCCGCAUGUUUAUGAUGCUCUACCCAGUUCCAUCACCAGUAAGACUUCUUGAAAGAUUUGUUAAUUAAAAAGUGAUUGAUCGUUGUACAGGGUGCGGCAGCAUAACUUCCUUUUUUCGAAACUUAAUAAAACCCAUUGUAUAGUAGACAUAUGCUUAAAGUUUUGUUUAACAUGGUUUUGAAGAUCAAAUCAGAUAGGUGACGUCCCCCCUUCUCAAUUCCCAGAGUACUUUAUAUAUUGGAGCCAAAAACCAGGAUUUGACAUACAUUGAUGCCAUUUCAUUUAUAUUGAAAGUAAUUACUAAUAACAGUGCUAUGACUACCUAUCACCAUUGCUGGAACACAAGGCAGACAGAGUCUUCUGCAACUUUAUGUUACUGAUAAUGCUGCCUUGCUGCUCAACAUGGUAGGCCCAGGCUCUUGUGCCAAAUUACUGAGAUUCUGUCGUGCAGAAAAGCGGGAGAGUUAGAUAAUAAAAGUCUAAAACCAAGGGCAACAUAACUCCCAGAUCCCCGAAUAGAGGAGGUCGUGGUUAUACCUCGUUACCGAACAUAUCAGCUGUAACAUCAGAAAUUCCACGAGAUGAUUCGGACCACAGCUUAAAAUACAUUACACACUGUAGAUAAAAAGUAGUCAGGGCAAAUCCUUCACAUAAUUUAUGGACUCGACCAUCUUAGAUAAGAGAAAAAAGUUUAUGAAGUUUUAUAGGCAUCCAAAAUGAUGUCCAUUACAUUCAUGUUUUGUAAUUAAGUGCAUCACUAUAUUUCGUUAAACAACUGAAGUAUUUCUGAUGCAAAUCUAAUUAAAGCUGCACUUUACUCCAUCUGUUUAAUCGAAAACCAUGGUAGAGAUUAAAUGCAGUUGAACAUUGAUACAAAGUAUCUAUGAAAUGCAAUGAAAGUUUCUAGUUCUACUAGUAUUAUUAUAGUAUUGAUCAAGAAUAUAAAAAUAAGCCAGAUAUGAAUCCACUAGGAUUACAACACCCUAAAUCCACUUUAGCUAAAUGUGCAGGAAAGCAAAAAAACAUUUUAGCUAACUUUUGAAUUAACAUAUAUGACGAGAUAUGCUUUUUAGGCUUCCUAAUAAUCAUAUAUUCAGUAAUAUAAUGUAAAAAUACAAUAUUCUUGAGGCUUAAAGUGGCAAUUUAAAAAAUAAAAUCGGAUUUAGUGCAGUUUGCAACCAAACCAUGGAUUUAGUGGAAUAUGAAACUGUCUAAUAUGGAUUUAGUGGAUUUUGACGUGGACUGAAUUUUAUUUUCAAGAUUUAAUAAUACUAGGUAUGUAGGAAAAAAGUGGUACCUUUAUUUUUAACAAAAAGUAUUGGAACAAAAUCAAAACAAAACAUGUUUAUGAAAUGUUUCAGCAAAAUAAACGGCACGCGUUAAACUGAUUAGCACAUUGGGAAAACUCAAGAGUUAAUUUCGGCAAAGAAAAAAGUGAUGAUCUAUACUACAAUCUAAACUAAUACAUCUGGAACUUCUUCCAUACUUUCACAAAGCUCAGUGUUUUCUGAACUACCUUGCUCAGCCUCUUCUCCUUCAUCUCCGUCAUUGGUUGCUCUGUUUUCUACUAAAUAUUUUUCAAACAUUUUUAUAAUAUCCUAAGCAAGUCAAUCCCUUCCAUGCAGUGCCAUAAUGUUUGGUCAAGAGCUUAGCUACAUCUUGUAGUUGCCACUACCUGUUGGGAGCGGAUUUAAUGAUUCGAGAUUUUUUUUUUGGUUUGCAUACGGUCUUGUAGAAUCCUAAGUCUGACCGAUAACUUUGCUCACCUCUUACUGUGACUGUAUUGUUUCUUCCUUUUUUCAACAGAAACCUUUUCACCAUAUUGAAUUUAAUAUGCCAUUGGGCGGGUGGUUUCAAAACUUCCCUAGUUGCAGACUUCCAGUCAAAAACAGCUACAUCCUUGCUUAACUCCACUACGCAACCAUGUUCCUCAAAAAUGUUGAAAUAUUCUUUGGGCUCUAUGAUUUGGUCCCUGUCGCCUUAUCUUCUUGUCAAUGCCUGCGAAAACCCUAUCUGGAGGUAAAAAUGACUGCCCAACAACUGGAAAGAUCAGUUCGAGUUCUUCAACUGACGAAGUACUUAACCAUUUUAGGCACAUACCUAACAUAAUUGUGUUUUUAUUCUGACCUCCACAUCCAUCAGCCAUGAGUCGUAUUUUCCUUAUGCCAUUAAUAUUGCUAUUAUGCAGCGUAUAAAACACUGCAGACGCAAUCUCGUUAGCUCCUUUCGCAUGUUGGUCCUCCGUCCUGGCAAAUAUUCGCACGUUUUCUGAUGUCAGCUUAGAAUGUGAAUCACCGGUUACAGUUGUGAAAUUAUAAAGAUACAGUUGUCGACUAUAAUACACACUUUGGUCAGGUAUUUUUGGAAGCGUGAGAUUCUUUUGACAGUCAAAACUUAUAGUCAAUAAAUCGUCUCGUUUUUCUCGCAACAGAGCGAAAAAGGCUUUAGCUCGUAGUUUGUGUAUGCGACUUUCGGUGAUAAGCUGUUGUUUUUUUUCUUCGUCUUGUUCUAGUUUAAUUCUUUCCCCAAGCUCCAAACAUUUCGAGCAUACGUCUGUCCGAGGAGACCCAAAACCGAGAUUGAGCUAGUGUUGAAAAUAACUUUCUUUAACUUGGAAGUCUGUAGCGGCUUCUGCUUUAUACAUCUUCCAUAGCUUCCGGAUGCUAAGCUCGCUAGGUAAGUAUAAUCUGGGCAAUGAUUUACUCCGACAGUAGUGAGCUUCAACUGCUUUCAAGGUUUUAAUAAAACGUAUAAUUGCUUCCUUUCUGCUUCGGAACGUUUCUUUAUUUCUGUUCCCUCCUCUAUUUUCUUUGGCCAUGCUUCUGCUUGAAAAGUGUCUAUUUAAAACACCUUUGACUCUAUCCAUUCCUAUACACAGUACGUUUAGAAAAGCUUUAGAACAAACAGGUAUUAUUUUGUGGUUGUAGUUUUCAAUAAAGUAUUUAGCAGAGUAUCUUCUAUUGCUCCUUCCCCUUAUGUUCCUGCGGCGCUUGGGUAUGUCAAUUUGUGAGUACUUUAUAAUAAAGUUAUCUUGACUAACUUUGGAACUAUGUUUAUAAAAGUUAGCAUGAAAGUCUUUAACAUCCAUCAUAGUCAACGUGCGACAUUUAUAGGACUUCGUAUAAUGUUUGCAACUGGGAUACCGUGGCAAACUUGCAGCAGUAUACCUAAAAAAAAAAAAUGUUUUUCAAAAACUGACUGCAUGUUCCUAUGUGUAUCAUUGUGGCCAAAAAAACUGGUAAAAUUUGGAAAACUAAACGCACCCUAUUUUUUUCAGUUUUUCUACCGCAAUAGUACAAGACACACAGACAUCCUAAUAACUAAAAUAAUAAUUAUAUACGCCUGUCAACAAAUAUCUAUGUCGGUAAUAAUAUAACAUAAAACUUGCCUGCUUGAUUUUCUCACGUUUCUCUUCCAGAGCGAAGGGUUACGAGCUCGUUUUCUAGCCUUACCAGGCUCCACAUCUUCAAUUUCCACUACAUCCGACAUUAUAAUAACUUUUCAAACACCCACAAUACUUAUAAAAACAGACAAUGGUGGACACGGACUAAUAUUCACUAAACAAAUUGUCCAUCUGUACUGGUAGAUAAACAUAGCUUAACAAGGUUAUGUCACCGAUGCAGUGUGUGCGCUGGCGCCUCAAAUUCUGUGACCGGAUUGGCUGAACUGGAUUUAGGGGCGUUUGAAAAUUAACAUGGCUAGAUUUAAGGGACUUUGCAACUGAGGUAGCUUUUUGAUGCCAUUUUUACUAUAGAUUUAGAGCGAUUUGUCACUAAAUAGGUAUAGUGAACAGUAAGGAAUGGUUUGAAGAAUAUCAAAAAGUAUUUUACUCAUUUUUGGUCUGAAGUGGAUUUAGGGGGUUUUGAUCCCAGAGGAUUCAUAUGUCUGUUUACUUAUGUUUAAAAUUGAAUGGAAAAUACUCAUCAUAGUCGUUUUUUGUAUAUAUAAUAUAAAAAUCUGUUCUGAUUAAACUGCAAAUUGUGGUUUACUGUUGACCUUCGUAUAUUUGACAAGACGUUAUGUAUUAAUAAACUUUAU